AUGACGGACGCGACCACGAAAAAGAAAAGCACUUCCGUAGUAGAGAGACAAGAUCUGAGUGAUCAGGUUGAAAAGGAAAUUGCUGAUUCCAGAACCGUGCGGAGAUGGAUUGUAUGUUCAUUUUUGGUGGCUCUCGUCAUAGGCUUGCCCAUUUGGUACAAGACUACAGAGAUUUAUCGUGCUCCAUUACCACAUCAAGAUAUUACAUCUUGGUCAAAUCCAAACGCUCUGGAUACAGUGUUUACAAUUCACGUGGAACUCAUCGCCCAUGCAUUCAAACUUGAACCUUUCGUUGCUGAUGAAACAUCAGACUCCUUGAAUGAGAUGUUUCAGCAAACAGCGUAUAUUGCAAACACAACUAGAGUGAAUUUGCAAUUUACAACGUCUAUAUCAGCGCUACCCAAAUCAAACCUCAAGACAUUGCAAGACUUGGUCAACAAUGAUGAUCUAGAUGGUGAAACAGGUGUAUACAGCCUUCAUAUUACAUGUGGUGGAAUACGGGAUACUGUACAUAUAGGACAACGCAGAAGUAUAUUCUUGGAAGUGCCACCUCCUAUAUGUAAACAACAAGACAAGUUGACAGAUGUAGUGAUUCGAGUUAUCGCUGGCGUGUUUUCUGGUGAACAAAAGGCUUUACAGAAAGUAUUUGCUGCGAAAACCAUGCUGAAUGAGGAUCACGAUAGCAUGAGAGUUGUCAAGUUUGCAGAUGAAUUUCAACUUGUGCUGAGUCUAUUUAAUGGAAAUCCAGCUGAUUUACUAGUGUCUUGGGAUAUUGAUCAAGCUGUGAAUGCAUAUUUAAAGGGAUUCUUGAGUCGCCUUGCCAAAGUGUCAACGUUUACUGUGUCGUCUCAGAUUCAACACUAUGCCGGUUUGCCAAUUACACCUAAACCACAAACGGAUGAUAAGGGAACAUGGUUUGCUAUUGAAACAGAAUCACUCAAGCACUUUAUUAACUCUGCCGAAUGGAAUCUAGGUGGGCACCAUGGGGCUUUUGUCCACUCUUCUGCUGGGUUGUUGCCUUACAAACGAUUCACUUUAAUAGCAUCAUUCGUAUCGUCGUCGCCGCCGCUUAACUUUGUCUUGUACGUUCCUGAGGCUUCUGUAAUACCUCUUCAUAUCUUACGUCCAAACGGUCACAAACUGGAAACAAAUGCAUUCUUGAUACCGCAAUGGGGUGGAAUAACAAUCACAAAUCCACCAAACAAUACAACAACGACGACCAUCAACAAGAUUUUGAAGUUUACUCGUGACGAUCUAAAGCCUUUCUUGGAGAUUGUGGUUGCUCAAAUGAGAGGACUUGUUGGUGUUUCUUCCGUUGUUAUUGCUGAUCAAGUGCUGCCACCAGAUACAGUCAUAACAUAUGCGACAGCUCCAUUAUAUGGUAUAACACUAUUUGAGCUGGAUCGACUAGUCCGUAAACGAACUUUGCAAUGUGCUUCCGAUGCUAUUAGCACACUGAAAUCAUUGCUCACGUUGGUGACUGAUAUGGGAAACAUGGUAGUCAAGGAUGAAAUCAAGAUAUUGGUCGAGGGUUCUUUGAGUGCUUUGAAGGAGGUCAAGGAAGGCAUCAAACACAAUCAUGUGGAUGCUAGCAUGUCUGCCGCACGUCGUGCUACAGUAUUGGCUGAAGAAGCUUUCUUCAAUCCUACAAUGGUAUCGCUUCUCUACUUCCCGACUGAACAUCGAUAUGCCGUGUACAUGCCAUUGUUUGUCCCAGUUGCUGUACCUUUCUUGGCAGUGAUUAUCAAGGACUUCAGGGUCUGGAUGGAAGCUCGUAGAGCCUUUAAAGCCAAGAAGGAUUAG
Synchytrium microbalum is the source of this 1803-nucleotide messenger RNA. RefSeq lists its product as uncharacterized. Gene Ontology annotation, biological process: attachment of GPI anchor to protein. Gene Ontology annotation, cellular component: GPI-anchor transamidase complex. The coding region runs from base 1 to 1803 and encodes 600 amino acids. The record is from RefSeq and is a predicted model, not a curated record. NCBI's taxonomy places the organism in Eukaryota, Fungi, Chytridiomycota, Chytridiomycetes, Synchytriales, Synchytriaceae. The transcript has 9 exons.